GACGACGUGAAUGUUGGUGUCGUCCAAUAGGGAAGCAGUCCGAUAGGGCGUAAAAAUUGCAGAAGGUUUUAGGAAGGAGCGACAGAUGUUGCAGCGCUACGCACUCCAGAGAAGUUCAGUGAUGGCUCUCAAAUCCCACCGCCUCCAUAACCUCACCGAUACGACGUCGCUCGGCGUAGCAAAGAAGCCAAGAACAAUGGCCACCGAAUCCUCCUCCUCCUCCAUGAAAGACGCCUUCACCAAAUACGCCGAUUACCUCAACAACCAAAACGAUAAACGCGAAAGAAUCGUGAAAGCGAGCCGUGACAUCACCAUGAACAGCAAAAAGGUCAUCUUCCAAGUUCACAGGAUGAGCAAGCACAACAGGGAGGAGGUUCUGCAGAAAGCCGAAAAGGAUUUGGCCUUCGUGACGGAUCAGUUCGUGGCCCGGCUGGUUAAGGAGCUCCAAGGGACUGAUUUCUGGAAGCUGCGACGAGCCUACUCGCCCGGGAUACAGGAGUAUGUUGAAGCUGCAACGUUCUGUAAGUUCUGCAGGUCCGGGGCGCUUUUGAAUCUUGAUGAGAUGAAUGCUACUUUGUUACCGCUCAGUGAUCCGUCUCUGGAGCCUUUGCAGAUCAAUGUCCUUGAUUAUCUCCUAGGGCUUGCAGAUUUGACUGGAGAGCUGAUGCGGUUAGCAAUCGGUCGAAUUUCAGAUGGUGAAGUUGAAUUUGCUGAGAAGAUAUGCAAGUUUGUGCGUGAAAUUUACAGGGAACUGACCGUAGUUGUGCCCUUUAUGGAUGAUAGUAAUGACAUGAAGACGAAAAUGGAUACAAUGCUUCAAAGUGUGAUGAAGAUUGAGAAUGCUUGCUUCAGUGUUCAUGUCAGAGGAUCAGAGUAUAUGCCUCUACUUGGAUCUGAGGAUCCAACUUCCUUUUUAUUAGGAGCGCCCAAUGUUGAUAUAUGAUGCUUGAUUUUGAGGAGCAAGGAUGGGAGAUGCACUCUUUUCUGGAAAGCAUUUUAGUUCGUCCUUGUCACUUGGGCACCCAUGACAAGAGAUUGCUACUUUCUUCUGAGGAGAAAGCUCCUUAAUGUUUUCUUUGGAGAGCAGUAAGCCUUUGAAACAGUUUUACUAAUUUCCUGUAAAUGGAUGGGUAUUACGAUUUUGAUUUGAAUAGCUUGGUAAAAACUCGGGCAAAAAGGUGUUAGACCCGAGGUUCACAUUAGAAUGUAGGAGCAGCCUACUACUGCUAAGCCAAACUUUCAUCCAAGUAUGUUGAGCUUCUUGUACAUUAUCUGUCUGAACUCUGAAUUUAUUACCCUUUUUUAUAGUAGGUGGUUUCAUGUUGCUCAAUAUUU
Molecule: messenger RNA, 1335 nt
Organism: Fragaria vesca subsp. vesca
Lineage: Eukaryota; Viridiplantae; Streptophyta; Magnoliopsida; Rosales; Rosaceae
Product: translin-associated protein X-like
Exons: 8
Coding region: 86-943 (285 amino acids)
Cellular component (GO): nucleus; cytoplasm
Molecular function (GO): RNA binding; sequence-specific DNA binding; RNA endonuclease activity
Source: RefSeq, a predicted model, not a curated record